Chanos chanos (milkfish) is the source of this 1176-nucleotide messenger RNA. RefSeq names its product protein naked cuticle homolog 2. Lineage: Eukaryota; Metazoa; Chordata; Actinopteri; Gonorynchiformes; Chanidae. Gene Ontology annotation, cellular component: cytoplasm. Bases 1 to 1176 code for a protein of 391 amino acids. The transcript has 8 exons. The record is from RefSeq and is a predicted model, not a curated record. Gene Ontology annotation, biological process: negative regulation of Wnt signaling pathway.
AUGGGCAAAUUACAGUCGAAACACGCAAGCACACCCCGGGAAAAUCCUGAAGGUGGUGCACUCCCAGCGAACCGGGAUUUCUACCAGAGCGAGCAGGCGGACGUGUGCUACGAAACGGACAAAAUGAACGCGAAACAGAAUCGUCAGCCCAGCCUUCUGGCCUGUAAACGGAGCCAGCAUGAAAGGACGCGGGGCCAGGCCCCGGGGCGUGGCAGCCGCGAUGACGUGACGAAGCAGACGGAGGACAGGACGAACCCCCUGCCUGGCCCUUCUCCAGAGCUUUGUUCUCCGGCCCUGGACGUGGAGUACAAUUUGCCCGUCACGGAUGAAAAUUGUCAGGAAUGGAUAUUUACUUUGUAUGACUUUGGUAACAGUAGCAAAGUUCACAAAGAGGAUAUGACCAGACUGAUGCAAACAAUCUUUGAGGUGGUGGAAGCGUCAAUCAGACAGUCGGUGCUCAGUAAGAGCACGUCCCUCAGAAUUCGACUGAUCAUCACCACGGCUUCCAGUGGCAACAGAGGAGGUAGAAGAUCAUUCCUUAAAAAUAAAAUUCAAAUUCAAACUGUUAACAGAGGACAGAUAACCAGCCCUCCAAUCAACAUAGAGAAAAAGCAUUACAGAGUGCAUGACAACACAGAACGCAGAAACCACUACCUGAAGCUUGCUGGCCUAGAAAACUGCAAUUCCCAAGUUGAAGCAGGUAACAAACUGUUUAAAAAAUCCAACUCUGAUGCUGAGGAACAUCGCCUGGGCGGUCUUACCUGUGACCCCCACUCUCGACAACAUCGGCCCUCCCACCCAGAGAGCCCAUUGGGCGCCUGUUUCCAAGGAACCACGCCCUUCCUGCACUCUCCCAGGAGUCACGGCAAGUCAGCGGGAGCCGGCGGAGACGCCGCGAGGCUCUUCAAACCACACAGCCAUCACCCCAGCGUUUGGUGCCAGCCCUUUCAGAACCACCAAACUGGGCACUGGCCUCUGGAGUACAGCCAUAGCAAAAAGCUUCAUAUCAAAUCCUCCACACCGUCCAAGCAGAGUUCCCCAGACAGGGAUUUCCAGCCGGUGCAGGGCACCUCCUGUGGGGGUGUUGUGUCACUGGCUCAGAGGCACAAACACCAUCAUCUCCAUGAACAUCACCAUCAUCAUCAUCAUCACCAUCAUCAUCACCACUACCAUUAA